AUGAAUAAAAAUCGUUUUUUUGCAGACGGAAAUUCUUCGUCAAGCGAAGAAAAUAGUGAUGAUGAACCACAAAUAAAAAUUCAAACAACCAAGUCUUUUGUAAAAUCAUAUAUUAUUAACAAUGAUGAUGAUGAUGAUACAGAAAAUGUUAAACGUAUCGUUCGAAGUGAAAAAGAUAAACGAUACGAAGAAAUAGAAGAAAAUAUUAAAAAAAUCAAACAAGUUAUACGUAUACGUGAUAUUAAACAAGUUUACGAAUGUUUUGAAAAUCUAAUCAAAGUAUAUGAUAAAGCUCGUCGAGUAAUAGAAAAAGAACAAAUUAUACCACGAUUUUAUAUUAAAAUAUUAGUACAACUUGAAGAUUUUGUCAAUGAAUGUUGGAAUAAUAAAGAUUGGUGUAAUAAAUUUAAUAAAACGAAUUCAAAUAAUUUAAAAAUACUUCGUCAAAAACUUCGUCAAUAUAUACAAAUAGAAUCAUUUCAAAAUGAAAAAAAUUCAUAUCGUGAAGUUAAUGAUGAUGUAGUUGAAAUCAAUGAAACUUCAUCAAGUGAUGAUUUUUCAAGCGAAAAUAAUGAUGAUUCAAUUGAUAAUGAAUUACCACUAAAUCAAUCUUACAUUAAUUUUUUUCUUCAAAAUACAACUAUUACUAAACGACGAGAAAAAGAAUGUAAAUCUAUUCGACAAUCUGAUGAAAAAAAAUUCAAAGAAAUAACAUCUAAAGAAGAUAUUCUAAAAUUUGAUAAUGAUAAAGAAAUUUUAAAAAAAUUAAAUGAAAUUGUUUCUACACGUGGUAAACAUUCUACAAAUUAUCAUGAUCAAUUCGAAUAUUUAAAUAAUCUUCGACAAUAUGUUAAAAAACAAAAUUUAUGCGUUGAAAUUGAUAUUAAAAUUUUAUUAAUAGAUAUUACAAUUAGUUUCGAUUAUCAUCAAAAAGAAAAUCGAUAUUCAAAAUUUGAAACAUGGACACGUAUCCUCGAUUGUAUCGAAGAAUUAGUAACACUUAUAUCCGAAAAUGAUCAUGCCCAGGACGAGCAUUACGAUCUUCUCAAUCAUCUAUCUAGUAUUCAAGGUACAUUUAUUCGUCUUCGUUUUCAUGAUAUUAAUGAUUUAAUGAAAGCUCGUAAAGAAUUACAACCAAUUGUUAAACGUAAUAUUGAACGUGAAAAAGAACAACAAUCUCAUCCUGAAUUAGUUGUAUUAAAACGAACUACAUCAUCAAAUUCAACUAGUGAUCUUAUUGUUGAUGGUCUUUCAAAUGCAAAUGUUGCUGAAAAACAAAUUGAUGGUAUUAUUGAAUUACGUGAAUUUGAUGUACCAUAUCAUAUUCGAGUUUAUAUUGAUUUAAAAAUAAAUGUUGGCCUUUGGUAUGGUAUUCUUGGUCAAUCAAAUAGUGGACCACAAAAUCAACUUCUAUUAAAAUUAGAUUUAAUUGAACAACUAGAACCAAUUAUUUUUGCAUUUGAUAUUGAAUGUACUAAAAUACCAUUGAAAUUUCCUUCAGCUGCAUCAGAUCAAAUUAUGAUGAUAUCUUAUAUGAUUGAUACACAAGGUUAUUUAAUAAUAAAUUAUGAAAUAAGUUCACAAGAUAUUGAUGAUUUUGAAUAUACACCAAAUGAAGAAUAUCCUGAUCAUUUUCAUGUUUUUAAUCAACCAAAUGAAUUUGAAUUAAUCAAACGUUUUUUUAAUCAUAUUAUUGAUGUUAAACCUCAUAUAUAUUAG
Rotaria sordida is the source of this 1719-nucleotide messenger RNA. Lineage: Eukaryota; Metazoa; Rotifera; Eurotatoria; Philodinida; Philodinidae. The record is from the annotation of a GenBank genome assembly.